This is a messenger RNA of Corylus avellana, 1405 nucleotides long. Its product is annotated as calcium uniporter protein 1, mitochondrial-like. Gene Ontology annotation, cellular component: uniplex complex. NCBI's taxonomy places the organism in Eukaryota, Viridiplantae, Streptophyta, Magnoliopsida, Fagales, Betulaceae. The record is from RefSeq and is a predicted model, not a curated record. Gene Ontology annotation, molecular function: calcium channel activity; uniporter activity. Gene Ontology annotation, biological process: mitochondrial calcium ion homeostasis; calcium import into the mitochondrion.
GAAACCUGUUCGGUUAAAGUUAAAAAGCAUGUAAAAAGGAGAUUGGCGGUCCCUCCGUGCGUCCUUUGUUGCUGCUUCCUUCGGUCCUUGCGUUGCCCGAGCGCGGCGGCUGAGUAAAUAAACGAGUAGCUUAGAAAAUUAAUAUAUAUAUAGUAGCAAAUAAAGAAAACACUUUUUUCUUUUCUCAAGGAAUAUCGCUACACUGGGAAUCCGAGAUCGCCGAUCUAUUGUGUUUUUCUUUCCUUAGAGAUAAAGUAAUUAAAUUUUAGUUUCAAUGGCAAAAUUGGUUUGAGAAGAAAUUGCGUCGUAAAGACCAAAAAAACCAUGUGGAGGCGAUUGUGGAUUAGUAGCGGUGCAGUGAAGCAGAGCGUGUCGGCGGUUUUCAGCCAAGUCAAUGGGAGGAAGAGGAAGCCUCGUGCUCAUCAUAUUUUGGGACUGAGGGCUAUUAUUCCUGCAUCAUCAUCAUCAUUAGUAUGGCUGAGGGAUCUAUCGUCGUCGUCGUCUUGUGCCGACUCAAACUCUGGCAGUGGCAAUAGCAUUUCAUUCGCGGAGGCGAAGAGGCUAAUGAGACUGGUGAACGUGGAGGCGCUGAAGACGAAGCUUGGUAUGGAGGGGAAGGAGGUGAUCGGAUACUCGGAGCUUCUCGAAGCCUGCGAGAGCAUGGGCGUGGCCAGAUCCCCCGAGGAGGCCGCUGCUUUCGCCCGAGUCCUUGACGAGGCCGGUGUCGUCCUUCUCUUCCGCGACAAGGUCUACCUUCAUCCCGAUAAAGUGGUGGAUCUGGUCAGAAGAGCGGUGCCCCUUGCUCUGACUUCUGAAGAUGACCCCGUGAGGGAUGAGUUAAAGAAGCUGCAGGAGAAGAAGGAAGAUAUUGAUGUGCUGGCACAUAAGCAGGUACGGCGCAUCCUCUGGUCUGGGCUAGGGUUUGCUGUGGUACAGGUUGGGCUCUUCUUCCGUCUUACAUUCUGGGAAUUUUCAUGGGACGUAAUGGAACCCAUUGCUUUUUUCGCCACAACCACUGGCAUAGUCAUAGGUUAUGCCUACUUUCUAUUUACUUCAAGAGACCCCACUUACCAAGACCUGUUUAAGAGACUGUUUCUCUCAAGGCAGAGGAAGCUGUUUCAGAAGCAAAAUUUUGAUAUUGAAAGAUUCAAAGAGUUACAAAAAAAAUGCAAAACUCCACUUGAUGCCACUGCCCCUAUUAAAAAUAGGGUGGGACUGGAACUGGAACUAGAGGAUGCUAUACAUAGGGACUAACAUUUUCUGGGGGGUUUGUUGAUAUCUUUGGAGUUUAUUCUCUGUAAUCUGGCCCCUCCUGUUUUCACGUAUGUAGGGGACCAACAUUUUAUACUCUCUGUUCUAAGAGAGGAUCGAGGCAGAUAGUCAGUAUUGAACGUCUUUUUUUUUU